AUGGUGGUCAGUACUGUUGUUGUUUUAGCUGCCGUGACGGUGAUUGUUGGGGCGGGGCCAAGUAGCCGAAUAGUAGGCGGGGCCCAGGCCGAUCCUAACGAGUGGCCGUGGCAAGUGUCACUACAAGCCGUUCCGUCUUCUUCCUUCCCUCCCUCUCACUUCUGUGGCGGGUCUCUCAUAGCCCCGGAUAUAGUGUUGACGGCUGCGCAUUGCGUUGAUGGAACCAGCCCUUCUUCAGUGAUUGUCGUGGCGGGCCUUCAUCGUCAGGGAUCUACAUCAGGUUCACAGUCAGUAACAACGUCUCGUAUCAUAAUGCACCCGGAGUAUGACAAUUCUGGAGCUGGUUUUCCUAACGACAUCGCCAUAUUGAAAUUGUCACAGUCAUUUAGUUUAGCCGACAAGACUGUUGACCUUGUCGAACUGCCGGGGGAGACUAUGGGUUUCCUGGAUAACCCUGACUGUUGGAUCACAGGAUGGGGCAAAACUGAUGCCAACAGUGGCACGGCUGAGGUUCUGAUGGAGGCCCGGAUGGACGUGAUCAGUAACGGGGAGUGUGAACAGCGUUGGUCUCCAGUAACAGGAGCCAGUAUCUACGACACACAUAUCUGUAUAGAGGCCGACGGCAAGUCCGCAUGUAAUGGAGAUUCUGGGGGCCCACUUGUAUGCCGGGUUAAUGGCCAGUACGUCCUAGCCGGAGCCACGUCCUGGGGUAUCACCACAUGUGAAGGAUUCCCUAGUGUGUAUGUCCGCGUCAACAAAUUUCUUUCCUGGAUCAACAGCAACAUGUGACUGGACAAUGGAAAGCUUAUACAGUUUGGAAAAUAAAUGUAAUUAUCCACUAAG
Messenger RNA from Pecten maximus, 843 nucleotides. Its product is annotated as fibrinolytic enzyme, isozyme C-like. Gene Ontology annotation, molecular function: serine-type endopeptidase activity. The record is from RefSeq and is a predicted model, not a curated record. Lineage: Eukaryota; Metazoa; Mollusca; Bivalvia; Pectinida; Pectinidae. Gene Ontology annotation, biological process: proteolysis.